Anguilla anguilla (European eel) is the source of this 1511-nucleotide messenger RNA. RefSeq lists its product as uncharacterized. NCBI's taxonomy places the organism in Eukaryota, Metazoa, Chordata, Actinopteri, Anguilliformes, Anguillidae. Bases 858 to 1511 code for a protein of 217 amino acids. The transcript is spliced from 8 exons. The record is from RefSeq and is a predicted model, not a curated record.
UGGCAUUGCACACACAGGUGCAGCAGUGGCCGAAAGCUGUUGCUGCUGCUGCUGCUGCUGCUCCAUUGACUAUAUAGUUUACACAGUACCGUCUUCCUAUUUUUCUUCUCUAUCUGAGAUUCCGACAGAAAGAGGAGGGCUAACAUGAAAAAUAUCUCCAAAAGAAUCCUGUUGGAAUUUUACAAUGUGUGAAGCUGCAUGAUUCCCAGUCUUUGCAGAAUCUUAAGAUGUGUGCACCUCUAGGAGUAAAACCCUUGACUUGGACAGAUUAUUGUUAAAUGUGAGUGAGUGUAUCAGACUUUAGUCGUCUUAAAGUCAUCUAGUGUAUGGGAGGCAUAAUCUACAAGUCUUUGGACUGCGGGUGAAAGCUGGAACACCCAGAGGAAGCCCACAUGGACCUGAGGAGAACAUGCAGGCUCCAAACGGAAAGGCUCCGGCUGGGAUUCGGACCUGGGACCUUUGUGACGCCCCACUGCCCUGCCACGUCUGACGUUCCAUUUGGUCUGGAGUCAAUGACGCUGUCCUCCUCCCAAAAUUAGACACCGCACAGGAUGAAGCCUGAACACAUGCUGGAGUACAGGUCCGAAAAUAAAACUUAACACUUUCACUUUUUGGCUAGCUCCAGAUUUCUGAAUCCUGAAAAUUCUGAAAUUUGUUGUUCGUUUGAAACAAAGAUCUAAGAUUCACAGGAAAGUGUGCUUCCGUUGCGAUGUACAACGCACACGCUCACAAGGGAAGCUUCGAGAACAGAGGAAGCUUCGAGAAAUGUGCAUGUCAACGCAUGCGCUAACCCACAACAAGUAGCACACAAGUGAAGCACGGCCAUUUUGUACCCGAACGCGUGCCACACAUUAGCAAUGGUGAACAGAAACAUGCUCGUUUGGGGAUUUCUCCUGGUGAUUCAUUUUCUAUGCAUCGGUGCAGAAGCUGUGUACUGUAUAAAGGAAUUGCCCUGCAAUGUCACUGAGUGCUUUAAAAUGAGGAAAUCAGAAAACGCUGUUUGCAGCUCCAUCCAGAAAACAGAACACUGUAGUAUCAGUGGAACCCGCAUCAAACUGGAAUGUGAGGCACAAUUAACAUGCUUCUGCAAUGAAGAAGGUCCGUUUGAACUGGGUGAGUUUCCUGAAAUCCCUGUAAAAGAUCAAAGUAGCAUGUCAAUGGAAAAUGAGGUCCAUCCUGAGGAAACCAAGCGCUAUGAAGGUGACCUAUCCACACCUGAAGUGCCAGAGAGGAACAACACCAACAGGACCGAGUCAUCUGGUUCCUGCAUGACCCCACUGCAGAUUGCUGCUGCUGUUGUUGUUCCUGCUGUUGUUGGUGGUGCCGGUGCCAUUGCAUACUGCGUCUGGAAGGCCUGUCGAAAGCAGGGGCAAGCAAUUCCAUUUCUGCAGGCACAGGGAGCCACAGCUGGGAUGGACAGACCCACAGAGACAGCCCCUGGCACAGGACCAAAACAUAAUGGAGCUGGGAGACAUGAAUGGAGAUGGGGAGAGGGAAGUGGUGUAGGAUGA